Saccostrea echinata is the source of this 1849-nucleotide messenger RNA. RefSeq names its product alkaline phosphatase-like. Bases 134 to 1669 code for a protein of 511 amino acids. The record is from RefSeq and is a predicted model, not a curated record. Gene Ontology annotation, biological process: dephosphorylation. Gene Ontology annotation, molecular function: alkaline phosphatase activity. The transcript has 10 exons. NCBI's taxonomy places the organism in Eukaryota, Metazoa, Mollusca, Bivalvia, Ostreida, Ostreidae.
CGUUUACAAAUUGUCCGACGUUUGGUAAUGUAGACAAUUGGGCGUGUCUAAAAUAGUUCUAAUUAAUGCAGCACGUAGAUACAAUUUUUAGCGUAAGGAUGAAUUACCUUUGAGUGUUGAAGAAACUGUCAAAAUGGACCUUUUACUGUAUCUGUGUCUUGUUUUAGUGAGUUUGCAGGUUUCAGACGGAACACAUCGUCAAGGAAAACCUGAUUGGUUUGGACAUGCGCAACGGGAGCUCCAUGAAGCGCUUAUUCGUAAUUAUAACACCAACAAGGCCAAAAAUGUCAUCCUUUUUAUCGGGGACGGUAUGGGUAUGUCCACGGUUACAGCGGCGCGGAUUCUGAGGGGACAGUUAAAUGGCAGUCCCGGCGAAGAAAAUCUUCUGGAGUUUGAAAAGUUCCCCCAUGUUGGUCUAGCAAAGGUAUAUUCCAGCGACAGACAGACGCCAGAUUCAGCAGCCACUGCAACUGCGCUACUAUGUGGGGUCAAGACAAACUCUCAGCUGAUUGGAUUAGACGAUUCGGCAGUAGUCGGAAACUGCACUAGUCAAUUUGGCGCCGAAAUCAAUUGCAUGAAUGAUUGGUUUGAAGAACAAGGUAGAUCCAUGGGUAUUGUCACCAAUACAAAGUUAACACAUGCUACUCCUGCGGCUGGAUAUGCGCACGCAGCCAGUCGUGUUUGGGAAGGCGAUGUUCAUAUGCAAGGAGUUCCUGGUGGCUGCAAGGAUAUUGCUCACCAACUGGUCUACAACAACUCAAAUAUACAAGUGUUGUUCGGCGGAGGAAGACAAUAUUUUAUUAGAAACAGACAACAAGACCCCCAGUAUGGUGACGCAUUUAUUUCAUUUCAAAGACAAGACGAUCUGGAUCUCAUUGAGAUCUGGGGAAGAGACAAAAAGUGGAGAAGAUACACUCCUAAAUACGCCUGGAACAAGCAGCAGUUUGACGCCAUUGACCCAGACCAAACAGACUUCGCGUUAGGUUUAUUUAAUCCACAACAUAUGCAGUAUGAACUGGAGAGAGACAAGGGCCCAAAUGGUGAACCCUCACUGGCCGAAAUGACGGACAAAGCUAUCAAAAUACUACGUCAUAAUGACAGGGGUUUCUUUCUUAUGGUGGAAGGAGGGCGGAUAGAUCAUGGACACCACAAUAAUACAGCAAAAAGAGCUCUCUAUGAAACCUUGGCAUUUGAGGAUGCAGUGAAAACAGCAUUAAAAUUGACAAAUUCUAGUGAAACCCUUAUAGUUGUAACCGCUGACCAUUCUCAUGUAUUUAAUAUUGGAGGGCAUUCAUAUCGUGGAAAUGAUAUACUUGGUGUCGUAAACCCUAUCGCUCCUGAAGAGCUGCCCGUGGAUGGCAAUGCCUGGACAACACUAAGUUAUGGUAAUGGACCCGGGUAUGACUGGGGCUUCCGAAAAGACCCAAAUUCCAUUGAUACAACACACAAUGACUACAGACAAGUAAGUGCUGUUCCCUUGUUGUACGAGACACAUAGUGGUGAAGAUGUCCCAGUAUAUGCAAAUGGACCAAUGGCACACCUGUUUGAUGGCGUCCAUGAACAACACUUUCUUGCUCACGCCAUGGCAUAUGCAGCCUGUGUUGGCAUUAAUAAACAACACUGCAUACAACAUGCUCAAACCAAACCAGUUUUUACCCCAAUGACAUAAAUUUCAUGUCUGCAUAAAAAAAAUUAAAUCCUGGUGAUGUGUCCAUCCACUGCUGUUUUUAUAUUCAAGACUGUUGCAAAGAUUUUAUACCAUCUAUCUAAUAAUUAUGAUUAAUAAUUAUACAUCUGCAUUUUUCUGUUUGUACAAAAUCAUCCAAACACAAGUUAAGAAAUACUCUGA